AUGCAAAAAAGGGAUGCUUGGUACAUCGCGGACUCGGACUCGGAGGACAUAGCGGCAAGCAUCAAGGAGGAUGGAAAGAAAGCAGGGUUCGAGGAAGACAACGAUCCACGCUGCCCGCACAUCCCUUUCACGGCAGCUGAAGAGAGACAGUACUGCAUUGAAUGGCGCUCCACUCUAGUAGUCAAAGCCCUGGGCCGUUCAGUGUCCUACACGGGUAUCUCGAAAAGACUCAAUGACAUGUGGGCUAGGGCGGGGGGCAUUCAAGUAUCAUCGGUGAAGAAUGGUUAUUACAUGGUCAGAUUUACGAGCAGGAUACACUACGAACGAGCUCUAACGGGUGGUCCAUGGAUGAUGGGGGAUAACUACCUAACGGUUCACAUGUGGGAUAAACAUUUCCGACCCUACAAUCAUGAGAUUUCGUCCACUUUGGUUUGGGCGAGGCUACUACACAUCCCGAUACACUUCUUCCACAGGGAUGCAGUGAUGAAAAUUGGCAGCCGAAUAGGCAAACUGCUACGGAUGGAUCAAGCAACUACUACAGGAGCUCGACUGGACUAUGCUAGGGUAUGUGUUCAGGUGGAUUUGACCAAACCAUUGUUAUCACGGUUCAAAUUCCAUGGGGGUCACAUACUGCAUCCAGUAUGA
This is a messenger RNA of Linum tenue, 645 nucleotides long. The record is from the annotation of a GenBank genome assembly. Lineage: Eukaryota; Viridiplantae; Streptophyta; Magnoliopsida; Malpighiales; Linaceae.